Messenger RNA from Symbiodinium necroappetens, 1644 nucleotides. The record is from the annotation of a GenBank genome assembly. Lineage: Eukaryota; Dinophyceae; Suessiales; Symbiodiniaceae.
AUGAGCAUGUCAUCGGACGAGACUGCGAACCAGAAUCGCAUUGUGACCGUUGAAGGUCAUCAUGUCGCUGGUGACUUUGUAGAGAUUGACUUGGAAGAGGAAGUGCCAGAUGAAGCCGCAAACGGCCCUCAGGAACCAUCUGAUUCUGGAGACUCUGGAGAAUCGACCAAGCCAGAACUUGCAGCUCUCGUUGGGCUCAUCGAGAGGAUGCAGCCAACUCGACCCGAAAUCCUGCGGGCAGUUCCAACAUAUCACAUUGUAGCCAGGUUGGGACGUGUCUUCUGGUCUGGGAGAGACCGAAGCUUCUUUAGCCUCAGCAAAGUCACGCAGGACUACGAUGAGUUUCUGAGUCAUAGCUGGCAGGUUGCAGUCUGGAAGAAGGUGCUGCUAUUGCUGGUUAUCAAGAACGGCUUGGCUUCGGUUGUCGUUGGAACUCUCACUUCCUUGCUCAUGGUGUUGCUGUGGCAGCUUGAUUUCUUACCAGGCUUUCCGAAGCUUGGUGAGAAAUGGUCCUGCUGGUGCUCUUUUGUUGGGCUGAUCCUGGCACUUUUCACGCUGGCUUUCUGGAGACCGCGGGGGUCCAUUUUCGUUGAUAGAGUGUGCAUCAAUCAGUUUGAUCCACGCAUGAAGGCUGAAGGCAUCGUCAAUAUAGGUGCAGUGCUAAGGGUUUCUAAAUCCCUGCUGGUCCUUUUCGACGAUUCCUACGCAGAUAGGCUGUGGUGCUUGUUUGAAAUGGCUGCAUUUCUGAAAGCCCAUCCAGAGGCUGCGGAGAAACCUUAUAUCCUGCAUGUCAAGCCGAUACUGUUGGGCUUCAUUGCAUGCACAACUUGCUUCGGUGCGUUCGGAGCGGGUGUCUUUGCUGUCUUCAACCCUUUCUACGAUAUUUUCCGGUUUUGGGGAGUGCUUCUUGCCUUCGGCGCUGCCGAAGGCAUGUUCCUGGUACACGCUUUCCGCAAAUAUUACAGGUCUGUUGAGGCUAUCAAGAGUCAGUUGCAGGGCUUCCGGCUGCGACACGCGGAGUGCUGGUGUUGCAGCGUGAACCACAUCCACCCAGCCAGUGGCAUGCCAAUCGAAGUAUGUGACAGAGAAAUUGUCAGCCAGUGUGUGACAAGCUGGUUUGGAUCUGAGCAAGAGUUUGACGAGUCUGUCCGGUCCCUCACAGCCCGGGCUCUCGAACAGCAGCUGGGAUACGAUGCUUUUCCUUAUCUUUGGAUGCUUGGAUCUUUCGUGCCUGUGUGGUGGCCCUGGAUGGACUACCUGGCCGUGUACUCACAAUGGGAAGGGGAACAAUUUCGGGUCCCAUACUUUGUGAUCAGAUUCCUCGCCUUUUGGCUUUUCUGCAUGCCGCUGGUUGCUACCGUCGGUAUUUUCUUUGCACGCUGCCUCCGACGGAAAGCUCAAUGGAUAUGCACGGAGCUCUUCUUGGAUGCGCUGGUAUGCGUGCUCACGUUACCCUCAGUUCUUGCCUGUGUAGCAUGGCAACUGUACACGGAGAUUACGUUUUACAAAUAUGGUGUUCAAGAUUGGCUCUCUGAGACACUGGGAUCCGUCCUUUUCGCCGCAGGCUGUGGCGUGGCGCUUCUUGCGACAAGGAAGGGAUUCCAUUUUGCCAACAAGCAUUUGUUCAAGAGGCUUGGUGCCUGA